Messenger RNA from Baudoinia panamericana UAMH 10762, 475 nucleotides. RefSeq lists its product as uncharacterized. Lineage: Eukaryota; Fungi; Ascomycota; Dothideomycetes; Mycosphaerellales; Teratosphaeriaceae. Bases 233 to 388 code for a protein of 51 amino acids. The transcript has a single exon. The record is from RefSeq and is a predicted model, not a curated record.
AUGCCAGAGGAUAUGGGUGAAAGGCGACCACCGCAAAGUACAGGCACGUAGGAACGCGGCGGAGGCUCCACAUCCACAUCCACAUCGAUGAGUGAGUGGCAUCAGGGGGACGAUGAAGGUGGAGUGAUCAUAGAUUGCUGAAGCGACCAGGAUAGUGGUGAUCUUUCGCAUGACAGUGCUGGUGGGAGCGAGGUAGUUCGCCAUCGUCGAGGUCGUUGACGGCAGCGAAUGAAUGACCGUGCCUGGCUUGUUAGGGAGACCUUCUUUCGUGGCGCUGGUCUUGAGCGCGGUGUACGGAGUGUUGGAAGUGCUAUCCUGCUCGGUUUAUAAAAGCGUCCCACCGCUCCUGUCUGUCCACGUAGGUAGCAAACCCGUGGGACAUCUCUAGGAACACAACUACAGGGAGCAACGUCGUGAAGUACCUGCGCGGCAAACGCUACUCCACGACCCGAAAAUGUUCUACGAGGACUUCGUG